Molecule: messenger RNA, 639 nt
Organism: Alternaria hordeiaustralica
Lineage: Eukaryota; Fungi; Ascomycota; Dothideomycetes; Pleosporales; Pleosporaceae
Exons: 1
Coding region: 1-639 (212 amino acids)
Source: RefSeq, a predicted model, not a curated record
AUGAGACUCUUCUCGCUCCUACCACCGGCACUCCUCGCAGCGGCCGCCUACGCCAGCGAGGACACCUCCUCCUCCCCAGCAGCCGACGAACCCACGCCCGUAGGCGCGCUCUGGACCGCCCAAUGGGACGCCACAACCCUGCAACCCUACACCCAACACUGCCACUCCAAAAACACCUACACCGCCAAAAUUUACAAGCUCAACGAACUCUACCCCGACCUAAAAGACGCCGCCCCCCAACUAAAAGUCUUCUACAACAAGCAACUCUACGCAGGGUCUUGGGGCGGCAUCGACGUACACGGUACCGGCCGCGAACUCAUACAGAUGAACAUGGCCGAUAUGCCGUAUAAAGUGCGGGAGUGGCUGAAGACCGAGAUGUUGCAGAGGCAUUAUAGUGUGCAGGAUGACAUGGUGUUUUUUGCGCCGGGCGCGAUUUACCCGAUUUUGCCGUUGUGGGUUGAUGAUGCCGAAGAGGCGGAGUGUGAGGGUGUGUUUGAUGGGUUGGAGAGUUAUUCGAAUGAGCCGAGGGAUGGGGCGGUGAUUGGGAAGGUUGGGCAUACGAAUACGGGGGAGAAGGAGGUUAGGUUUACGGUUGAGGCGCUGAAGGUUAAGGCGAAGAGUGAGAGGAAUGAGUUGUAG